This is a messenger RNA of Chinchilla lanigera (long-tailed chinchilla), 3924 nucleotides long. It is a transcript of the gene Hdac7, whose product is annotated as histone deacetylase 7. Lineage: Eukaryota; Metazoa; Chordata; Mammalia; Rodentia; Chinchillidae. The record is from RefSeq and is a predicted model, not a curated record. Bases 48 to 2912 code for a protein of 954 amino acids. Gene Ontology annotation, cellular component: histone deacetylase complex. The transcript has 24 exons. Gene Ontology annotation, molecular function: histone deacetylase activity. Gene Ontology annotation, biological process: negative regulation of transcription by RNA polymerase II; chromatin organization.
GCUGCCCCUCUCCCCGAGCAGACACGCCAGGUCCUCAGACGCAGCCCAUGGACCUGCGGGUAGGCCAGCGGCCCACGGUGGAGCACCCCCCAGAGGCCCCGCUGCUGGCCCUGCAGCACCCCCAGCGCCUGCACAGCCACCUCCUCCUGGCCGGCCUGCAGCAGCAGCAGCCGCGCUCCACGGAGUCCAUGAGGCUCUCCAUGGACCCACCGAUGCCUGAACUGCAGGGCGGACAGCAGGAGCAGGAGCUGCGGCAGCUUCUCAACAAGGACAAGAGCAAGCGCAGCGCUGUGGCCAGCAGUGUGGUCAAGCAGAAACUGGCCGAGGUGAUCCUGAAGAAACAGCAGGCAGCCCUGGAGAGGACGGUCCAUACCAAUAGCCCUGGCAUUCCCUACAGAACUCUCGAGCCCCUGGACACGGAAGGAGCCGCCCGCUCCAUGCUCAGCAGCUUUCUGCCUCCCAUUGCCAGCCUGCCCAGUGACCCCCCCGAGCACUUCCCCCUGCGGAAGACAGCCUCCGAGCCCAACCUGAAGCUGCGCUACAAGCCCAAGAAGUCCCUGGAGCGGAGGAAGAACCCACUGCUCAGGAAGGAGAGCGCCCCCUCCAGUCUGCGGCGGCGGCCCGCGGAGCCCCUCGGAGACUCCUCCCCCAGUAGUAGCAGCACGCCCGCGUCAGGGUGCAGCUCCCCCAAUGACAGCGAGCACGGCCCCAACCCUGUCCUGGGCUCGGAGGCGCUCUUGGGCCAGCGGCUGCGGCUGCAGGAGACUUCCGUGGCCCCAUUCGCCUUGCCGACAGUGUCCUUGCUGCCCGCUAUUACACUGGGGCUGCCCGCCCCCGCCAGGGCUGACGGAGACCGCAGGACCCAUCCGAGCCUGGGCCCUCGCGGGCCGGUCCUGGGCAACCCCCAUCCUCCCCUCUUCCUGCCCCACGGUCUGGAGCCCGAGGCAGGGGGCGCCUUGCCGUCCCGCCUGCAGCCCAUUCUCCUCCUGGACCCCUCAGUCUCGCGUGCCCCCCUGCUGACUGUGCCUGGGCUUGGGCCCCUGCCCUUCCACUUUGCCCAGUCCUUACUGACCGCCGAGCGGCUCUCUGGGUCGGGCCUCCACCGGCCGCUGAGUCGGACCCGCUCAGAGCCCCUGCCCCCCAGCGCCACUGCCCCCACACUGCUGGGCCCCCUGCAGCCCUGCCUGGAGCAGCUGGAACCUCACUUCCAGCUGAUCAAGAGAGCAGCCAAGCCAAGUGAGAAGCCCCGGCUACAGCAGAUACCCUCGGCUGAGGACCUGGAGACGGACGGCGGGGCAGCCGGCCCGGCGGUGGAUGGCGGCCUGGAGCACAGGGAGCCGAGCCAUCGGCAGCCUGAGGCCAGGGGCCCUGCUCCUCUCCAGCAGCACCAGCAGGUGUUGCUCCGGGAGCAGCAGCGUCUGGCGGGGCGGCUGCCCCGGGGAAGCUCUGGGGACUCUGUGCCGCUUCCCCUGGCCCAGGGUGGACACCGGCUCUUGUCCAGGACCCAGUCCUCCCCCGCUGCGCCUGCCUCGCUACCAACCCCAGAGCCCACGUGCCAGCCCCGGGUCCUCUCCAGCUCCGAAGCCCCCGCUAAGACCCUGCCCUUCGUCACAGGGCUGGUCUACGACUCCGUAAUGCUGAAGCACCAGUGCUCCUGCGGAGACAACAGCCGGCACCCCGAGCACGCGGGCCGCAUCCAGAGCAUCUGGUCCCGGCUGCAGGAGCGCGGCCUCCGGAGCCAGUGCGAGUGUCUCCGGGGCCGGAAGGCCUCCCUGGAGGAGCUGCAGUCAGUCCACUCCGAGCGCCACAUGCUCCUCUAUGGUACCAACCCGCUCAGCCGCCUCAAACUGGACAACGAGAAGCUGUCAGAGCUCCUGGCACAGCGGAUGUUUGUGAUGCUGCCCUGUGGUGGGGUUGGGGUGGAUACCGACACCAUCUGGAAUGAGCUGCAUUCUUCCAACGCAGCCCGCUGGGCUGCCGGGAGCGUCACCGACCUGGCCUUCAAAGUGGCUUCCCGAGAGCUCAAGAACGGUUUUGCUGUGGUGCGGCCCCCAGGACACCACGCAGAUCAUUCCACGGCCAUGGGCUUCUGCUUCUUCAACUCGGUGGCCAUCGCCUGCCGGCAGCUGCAGCAGCAAGGCAAGGCCAGCAAGGUCCUCAUCGUAGACUGGGACGUUCACCACGGCAACGGCACCCAGCAGACCUUCUACCAGGACCCCAGCGUGCUCUACAUCUCCCUGCACCGCCACGACGACGGCAACUUCUUCCCCGGCAGCGGCGCUGUGGACGAGGUCGGAGCUGGCAGUGGCGAGGGCUUCAACGUCAACGUGGCCUGGGCCGGAGGCCUGGAUCCCCCCAUGGGGGACCCCGAGUACCUGGCUGCGUUCAGGACGGUUGUGAUGCCCAUCGCCCAGGAGUUCUCUCCAGACCUGGUCCUGGUGUCUGCGGGCUUUGAUGCUGCUGAGGGUCACCCAGCGCCUCUGGGUGGCUACCGUGUUUCUGCCAAAUGUUUUGGGUACAUGACGCAGCAGCUGAUGAACCUGGCAGGCGGCGCCCUGGUGCUGGCCUUGGAGGGUGGCCAUGACCUCACAGCCAUCUGCGAUGCCUCCGAGGCCUGUGUGGCUGCUCUGCUGGGCAAUAAGGUGGAUCCCCUCGCAGAAGAAAGCUGGAAACAGAAACCCAACCUCAACGCUGUCCGCUCCCUGGAGGCGGUGGUCCGGGUGCACAGUAAAUACUGGGGCUGCAUGCAACGCCUGGCCUCCUCGCCGAACCUCUGGGUGCCCCGGGUACCAGGGGCUGAUGCAGAAGAAGUAGAGGCUGUGACCGCACUGGCAUCCCUCUCGGUGGGCAUCCUGGCUGAGGACAGGCCCUCAGAGCAACUGGUGGAGGAGGAAGAACCGAUGACUCUCUGAGCCGGUGGAAGGGACCGGCCCACCCACCUUGCCCUGUGGACACGGCUCCCUCUGAGGCUGCACCACCGCCCAUUCUGGGUCUUCAGAGACCAUGUGGGCAGGUAGUUCUGGGGCCAGAGAACAGCCUGCCUUAACAGUCACCCCAGCCAGGGAGCUUGAGAAGACGCCGGGUGUAGGACGGGGACCAGAGGACCCUGAGAGGAGCGGGCUGCGUUCCAGCCCCAGCAGGGCUCACGCGAUGUCUGGGCCCCGCGGUGGCCUCCACCCUCAGGACUGCAGAGAGGAGGCCCGGCCCAGGCGGGCCCCUCCGUAACCACUCUCCCUGGCUCUGCAGACCCCAGACUUUGCACACAGCCCAGGCUCCGCGCUGAAAUGUGAACGUGGCCUCAGCCGGGUGGCCCUUCCCAGCUCUGCAGGGUGGCUCCGGGGCGGGGGGUUCCCUCUUCUCAGUGCAGGGAGUCACGACCCGAUGCCCCUGGACGCUUCCCGCGCCACUGGGUACCAAGAGCCUCGGAGACUCCGAGCGCUGGCACCUGCAGACCUCCUGCCGGCUGCUGCCCCGCAGAGCCGCCCCGUGCCAGCAUCUCAGUGCCCUGGUGGACAGACAGGUGCUCUGAGUCCUGUGCUUGCUGAUCCGGUUCCCCCCUCCCUCAGAAGCACAGCGGGACCCCAAGGGCCCCCUCGGUCACUGCCCUCUCCACCAGCCUUCCAUUUUCUGGCGUCUCCACCACCCUGCUGCCUCCGGCCCCACGCAGGAUGAGCACAGCCGAGGGGGAGCGGGUGGGGGAGUAGACGGGCGGGGAGGGAGACUGCCCCGGCAGAGUUUUCAAGGCUUUUGGGGUCCCUGCCUGGGGCCAAGAAGGAAGGUAUUCGUGUAUGUGUGUGUGUGUGUGUAUGAGUGUGAGUGUGUGUCUUCCCCAGGACCCACCAUACCUUGUGUAUGAAUGCAUGUUUUUGUAAAAAAGAAAAAAAUGGGAAAAAAAUCGGAACAAUAAAUGUUUUAUUUGCUUUA